AUGGCUCUUCAAACUAUUUACGUCGUAAGACACGGUUUCAGAUCUAAUUGGGUUACUCAAGGACCAUACCCUGAUCCUCCACUUGGUAUCGAAAACGAUGUGCCCCUAGCAGAACAUGGAUUAGAUCAAGCUAAGGACGUUGCCAAAUACAUUGCUACGUUUCCUGAGGAUAAGAAACCACAACUGAUCAUAUCAUCCCCAUUCUAUCGUUGUAUCCAAACUAGUAAACCUACUGCGGAAUUACUACAAUUACCAUUGUACUUAGAACGUGGGCUUGGUGAAUGGUUCGUACCAGAAAGGGAAAACAUACCUGUUCCUGCCGGUAUCAAAGAUCUGGAGAAGUUCUUCCCUGGCUUGUUAAGCAAUGGUUGGGAUAAUUGUACUGUCCCAAGUAAUAAGGGUGAAACUGAGGAUGAAAUUUUACAGAGAUGUUACAAAUUUUGGGCUGCAUUUUUUAAACAAGUGGAAGAAAAAUUCCCCAAUGUAACUAACGUAAUUUUAUUUACUCAUGCUGCCACGAAAGCAGCCUUAGGGACAAGUAUUUUGGGAUUGAAGAAUGUUAGAGAUCCUAUAGAUGAUAAGGGAACUAUCAUUAGAAGUGGAAGUUGCUCGAUGGACAGGUAUGAACGUUCUCAUGAUGACAAGCACAAGUGGAAAAUGACCAUGAAUGGGAACGCGUCUUAUCUGACUAAUGGCGAAGAGAUGAACUGGAACUUUCAGAAGAGAUUCAAGGCUGCCACGGAUGCUGAAAUUAAGAUCAGAUUAGCUGCCAAUGAGGAAAUCAUUAAGGAAAAGGGUGCCAAGGCAGCUGCUACAGUAUUAGACUAG
Naumovozyma castellii is the source of this 828-nucleotide messenger RNA. RefSeq lists its product as uncharacterized. The record is from RefSeq and is a predicted model, not a curated record. Lineage: Eukaryota; Fungi; Ascomycota; Saccharomycetes; Saccharomycetales; Saccharomycetaceae. Bases 1 to 828 code for a protein of 275 amino acids. The transcript has a single exon.